AUGGCUCCUGCUGUGCAGCUUGCUAAUGCAAUUGGUGUUUUCGGUAAUGUUGAUAUCGAUGAUGCAGUUAUAACAAUAAAUUUGCCGCUUCGCAUCACCAUGUAUAAUUAUUCAACUUCGAGUAUAGGUGUCAGCAGUAAUGGCGCAGAAGUUGAAGUUAAUGGACAGCGAUAUGCUGGAGAAGACUUGUGUUCAUCGAAGUCAGCUGCACACCAGUCGGCAGCAACAAAAGCAUGUCAGACACUUAUCGUUGAUGAUAUUGAUCAUCCUUCAAUCGAACAUUUGCCUUCCGAAUAUGCUGACAUUGAACACUUUAUAGGUCAAAUCGUCGAAAGUACUGGUGGUCGAAUUCGAAAAAUACGACCAAUUAACGAGCAUGGAAUAUAUCGAUUUGAAAUUACUGGUUCCUACCGAUAUUGUGAAAAUGUUCAUCGUCAUCACAAAAAAAAUCAUAUAUAUUUCAUAGUGAAUCCAAUCGAAAGAACUCUCUAUCAAAAAUGUUAUGAUCCUGGCUGUCAAGGUUUUCGCAGUCGAUCGAGGCCGAUCACUGAAGGACAGAGCACUGUGAUUCCUCCAAUGCCAAAAAAUCUUGUCGAGGAAUGCCCUAGUUGUCUAAAACAAAUGCCUAAUGUUGGAAGAAAACAAUGCCAAGAAUGUGCACAACUAUUUUGUUCUCAAUGUGUGUGA
Molecule: messenger RNA, 687 nt
Organism: Rotaria sp. Silwood2
Lineage: Eukaryota; Metazoa; Rotifera; Eurotatoria; Philodinida; Philodinidae
Source: the annotation of a GenBank genome assembly